Messenger RNA from Clonostachys solani, 1515 nucleotides. The record is from the annotation of a GenBank genome assembly. NCBI's taxonomy places the organism in Eukaryota, Fungi, Ascomycota, Sordariomycetes, Hypocreales, Bionectriaceae.
AUGUCCUUCACUACGGAGGUUUGGAACGCCAAGCCAAACACCAUCGCGGCGGCAAAGAAGACGACAAUGCCAUCGUCGGCGCUGCCCCGGAAUGGCGAGCUGAGGGAGGAGGAUGACUGGACCAAGGUCAAGGACCCCAAGGAGAAGAAGCGAAUCCAGAACCGAGUGGCACAGCGCACAUACCGCCAUCGUAUGAAGGCCAGACUCGGUGAGCUGCAGGCUCGACUCGAGAGCCACGAGGGUCGCCGGCCCAGCGACGGUACCCCCGAACCGCUUCACACCCCGAACCACUUCACUCCCAAGUCCGAAGCCCUCCGCAUGGACAGCUCGCCCUCGCCCUCAAUCAUCGAUCACAGCCACCAGCAGCCUCUUCCCCAGCUGAUGGGCCAGCCGAACCUGUACGAGCAGCCCGUCGAGGACCCGGAGAACUCCAUCUUCCCCCAGCACGCCAUCGUCCACAGCCCCUCGACCUCGCAAGCCUCUCCCACAACCAACGGCCUCCUGUCUCCUCCCGUACACCCCGACCAGGCUCAGCAACAGGGCCAGGACGCCCAGGGCGGCAAGUACUUUGUGGAUUGCAUGCGAUUCCAGUCACAGCUGGUCAACCGGCUCAACAACAUCCCACAGGAGGCUCCCUUCCCUGGCGCCUAUCCUCACACACCCCAAGUUCACAGUAAGAAGACCGACCCUGAUUCCCAACUAGACUGCCAGGUGGCUAACAAGGAAACCGCUCCAGACCAGAUGAACGAGCAGAUGAACAUGCCUUAUGCUCCCGCGCCUGCCGACGGCAUGGACUUUGCCUUUGACCCCUCCGUCGAGAUGUGGAAGACCGAGACGCCCAUCAAGAUCCAGCACGCUUCUCCCGACAGCGCCUACUAUCAGACUCUCACCCCCCCAACCACCUCGACGUCCACAAUGGCUCCUCUGCCUACUCCCCCCAUCCGCGUCCCUGCCAAGGAAGCGCCUCUCGACGAGCGAUUCGAGUGCAUCAUGAACCAGGUAGAGGCCGCCGGAUUCGACAACUUUGACCAGGUGGCCACCACCUACUACUCGCAGACCUUCAAUGGCCAAUCGCCCAUGGCUGACGAGCAACGCCAGAGCCGCGGGCGCCGCCUCCCGCAGGUCCUCUCCGGUGUCUACGGCUCCAGCUCGCAGUGGAGCGAUUGGGAGCGCAAGGGCUUCCAGGAGGAGAUCCUCAAGACGGCCGAGUCCAUGCUCACCGUGGAGGGAGGCGAGGUCGCCCGCCAGCACCUCGGCAACAACAUCAACGCCCUGUCCGAUGCCAUCGAUGCCAACAACGCCGCUGCCUCGUCCGACGCUCUGCUCAACCUGAAGCGCGUUGUCCAGGAGCAGGCCCCAAACACCUGGUCCAUGUCAAUGGCCAUGGCCAGAGAGAACCGCUCUUCAUGGCAGGCCGACCGCUCCAACACGGCGCUCGCCACCACCCUCCUUCUCAACUAUGCCGGUCGCAUGCCCAACGACCAGCUCCUCCGCCUGGUUGGUGCGUGCCUGUAG